AUGCUUGCGUCUAUCGACCUGCAAAUGAUUCCCUUGACCUUGUUUCUGCUCCUCUCUCACAAGCACAAAAUGAAGAAACUAGCGAAAAUCGAUGCCAGAACGAAGAAAGCGUCAAGUGAACCGAUUCCUCUCACGGCAGCUUUCGACGUCUCCCUCUUCAAAAAUCCUAUUUACGUUACUUACCUAUGUGCUGUUGCAUUCACAUUGACUGGAUGCAAUGCGAUGUAUAGCUUUUUACCCACUUUUUUUCACAAGAAAGGUUUGUCUUUGAAGGAUGCCGCCAUGCUGUACAGUCUUUUUUGCAUUAUUUCUUUCGUUCCAAGGGCUUCGAUCGGAUUUCUUCAGCGAUGGAUCAAAAUCCCUUUCAUUUAUAUUUUCAUCGCAUUAUCUUUACUUUCUGCUUCGCUGUGUAUUCUCAUCAUUCAAGCUGAAUCCUACUUUGCUCUUUUAAGUUUCACUAUCGUCUUGUCCCUUUGCAUGGGAGGUCCAUCAGGACUUUAUUCCAUUGGUACCCUGGAAAUUGUGGGAAUUGAGAAAUACAGUUUUGCUACGUCCGUUAUUGAGACUUCAUACGGAGUAGGAACGGCAGUUUUUGGUUAUUUGGCUGGUGAGUAG
Messenger RNA from Acanthosepion pharaonis, 615 nucleotides. The record is from the annotation of a GenBank genome assembly. NCBI's taxonomy places the organism in Eukaryota, Metazoa, Mollusca, Cephalopoda, Sepiida, Sepiidae.